Molecule: messenger RNA, 9150 nt
Organism: Ahaetulla prasina
Lineage: Eukaryota; Metazoa; Chordata; Lepidosauria; Squamata; Colubridae
Gene: PLCB1
Product: phospholipase C beta 1
Exons: 32
Coding region: 3059-6718 (1219 amino acids)
Biological process (GO): lipid catabolic process; phosphatidylinositol-mediated signaling; memory
Cellular component (GO): nuclear speck; cytoplasm
Molecular function (GO): calcium ion binding; calmodulin binding; phosphatidylinositol-4,5-bisphosphate phospholipase C activity
Source: RefSeq, a predicted model, not a curated record
CCAUAAUAGAAUAGAAUAGAAUAGAAUAGAAUAGAAUAGAAUAGAAUUUAUUGGCCAAGUGUGAUUGGACACACAAGGAAUUUGUCUUGGUGCAUAUGCUCUCAGUGUACAUAAAAGAAGAGAUACGUUCAUCAAGGUACAACAUUUACAACACAAUUGAUGAUCAAUAUAUCAAUAUAUAUCAUAAUCCAUUUAGUCAAAACAAAACACUGAACUGUUGCAGUUGAGUUAAAAGGCUAUCCUGUUUUCCACUAGAAUUAUUUUCUUUAAUAUAUUGGGGACAUAAUGUCCUUGAAUGUAAAUCACAAAGAUUACCUGUCAUUCUUUCCUCUGUUUACCCUUAUAAUUCGACAGGGAUUUUGCUAGUUAGGAAUAAAUCACGAUGUGAAUGCUGGAGCAACGGAAUAAACUAGGUGGAUUUCAUCAGUCCAUGAAGUAAUAUGCAAAGAAACUUAUGGCUGGUAAUAAACCAGUAAUAGCCCUUCUGUGUUAAGUGCACUGGUGGCUCAAAUCUGGUCUAGGACACAUCUGUAACUAAUUUGCAAGCAAAUGGAAUAAUUAGUCUACUGAGAUGAUAAAAUUACAUGACAUAUGUGUUUAUCAUUAUUGCCCAUAAUCAUCUUGCAGUCAAUUACCUGAAUGUUGUUGAUACAAUAUUAUUGCCUUCCAUGUAUUGGACCAUAAUUUACAGAUUCUAUAGUGGUCACACUAGCUGGCAAUUCUGAAAAGGCUGUUCUGAUCUUUUCUCUCCUAUUGUGUUUUGUCACUGAUUUCACAAACAAUAUAAAAGGAAGAUUGCAAAUUAAGUGUAUAUCAUUUUCCAAGAGCAUCUUCAGUAUAGCAAACUAAAAUAAUUUUAGCUUGGGGGAGGGUAGGACAAUUUGAGAUAAACUUGAAAUGUAAAAGCAUAAAAAAUAUUAUUGCUUUGUGUUGCAUUUGCAAUAUUUUUUUAAAAAAAAUACAAUCUCCAGUAAUAACAUUCAACCAAAUGUUUAUACAUUUUGUUGCAUUAGUAUUUUUUCCCCAAGGCAACAGUUUGCAGAGCAUUUGUGAGCAUUAAUAAUAUAUUGCAGGUAUAGUGAUCAUUUAAAGUUACAAUGGCACUGAAAAAGUGACUUAAGAAAUAUUACAUUUAGUUAUGAAUAAAAAUGGUCAGAAUUAAUUGCCCUGAUAGAAUAUGAACUAUUAAAAUAUUAGGUAGAACUAUGGAUGCAAUGAAGGGGUGAAACUGAACACCUUGACAAUGAUAACUCAAUGGCUGUAUAAACAAACCCCUUUGAGAAAUUGGCAAACCAGAAGGAAAAGGAGCCAUUAGUUUUAAUAAGAAUACCUCACUUUCCCCACUGAAAAUUGCAGGGCGAGGGGUAUCGGAUAUGUAAAACAGACAAGGACAAAUCUGUGCAGCAUUUUUGUUCUAGCAGUAACUAUAGCAUAUUAUUGUAGAGUAGUAAUUAUAUUGUAGAGGAGUUAAAAAAAUCCUUGUGGCCUCCGUCAGAUGACAUUAAACAGUUGUUUGGAAUGUUAUCACACUGGGGCAAAAUUGAAUGUCACAUAAGGAAAACUACAGGUGUUGUUGAAGGCAUGCUGAAAUAAAUAAUUAUUUCAUCAAAGAGAGAAUCCCCCCAUCUAAAAAUGCUCUUAAAUUGUGCCUUUUGGUUUUGGGUUAGAGCUCUUCUUCCCCCCACCCUUCCGUUAAAUCUAUAGUUUAUAGUUGAAUCCUGUGGUGGCAGGCAAGACUCAUAGAUACUUUGACAAGUUAGGGAAAAGGCUGUGGGUGUGAGGGGGCUGGUUACAGGAUGUAUGUAGAAUUGACUUUUCAAAGAUGAGCACACCAAGGAGCGCAGCUAAUGUAGUUUGUUUAGCCUCAGAUCAAAAGAUGGACGCAACCCAAUUGACUGUGGUUGUUGAUCCCAUGAGCCCUGACUCAGUGCAAUGAUUGAGCAGAAACUUUGCAUGGAAAGAUGGACAAGUUCCUCUGAGUUUUUUUUCCCCCCUUUCCACAUGGGUAGCACACUGGCUCCCACAGACACAUAGGCUUGCCUUAUUAAAAGGAGUAGUGAUGGCAGUCGAUAAGCCCUGCUUUACAUAUGCAUUCCCUACCGCUAAUUUCUUCAGCUCCCGUUCCUCUUUAUAGGAUAAAAGAGAGUGCAAAGAAUCGGGGGUGGGGGAAGCAACUCGUGACUUGAAAUGAUCACAUAAUCCGCCUAAUUUUAAAAACAAAAACAACAGUAAUUUUUUGGCAUCGCGCGGCUCUUGCAAACGAGAUCGGCAGGGCCAACAGGAACUCUGCGGAGAAGUCAGGACACGGUUUCCUGAACGCCUCCCUCUCGGUCAACCUGGACCGAUCUCCUUGAACGAAAAGAAAUCGUUCGCUAUACGAGUUUUCGGGGCUCUCUCUCCGUCCUUAAAAGCCAGGCUUUCCAUAAGGCGGCGAGGCGAGCCCGCCGCUCUCUGGAGCUUAGCCACCCCAAGAGCGCACGGGGUGAUCCGGCACUGCGAUCUUGCUUCCUGUCAGGGAAGGCUUGUCCACUGAAGGCGGCGGGCUUGAAGGGAGGGCGCAUGCUCUGCAGAGGCGGCGCCCUCGGCCGGCAGGUGGUGCUGCCCGCUCGAGUCGCUCGCCUGCGCCCUGAGCGCGGAGAAAAGUUGGGGGAGAGAGAGAGAGAGAGAGAGAGAGAACCGGGGAAGGAGGAAGAGGGCGGCAGCGCGGUUUGCAUUUGCCAGAGCAGCGAGGAGCGCCUCGGCGUGUGCAUGUAGGGGGUGCAUGCAUGGAUGCAUGCGUGCAGGCGUGCGUUCCCUUUCUCUCUCUCCAUAGGAUGUACCGCCGAGCGGUUGGCUCUUUGCUGUAGGCACGCGUCUGGCUCGCCCUGCCUUGCGAGAAGCGCUUGGCACGAGUAGCAGCUGCCGCUGCUUCGCUUCUCUUUCCCUCCGCUCGGCGUGUAAGCGAUCCAGGCGGCUCCUGCGACAAGGCUCGCGAUUUUCCCGGCCGCCGCCGCCGCUGCUGCUACCGUCUGCCUUUUCCUCCCCUUCUCCGGUGGGAAGCCUCGAUGUGCUGCCGCCAAUGGCUGGGGCACAGCCAGGAGUCCACGCUCUCCAGCUCCAGCCGGUCCGGGUCUCGGCCAGCCUCAAGAAGGGCUCCACCUUCGUCAAGUGGGACGACGAUUCUACUAGCGUGACAACGGUUUUUCUCAGAACAGACCCACAAGGAUUUUUCUUAUACUGGACAGAUCAAAAUAAGGUGCAGGAAUCCGAACUGUUAGAUGUCAGCUUUGUGAAAGAUGCUCGAUGUGGGAAACCUGCCAGAGCCCCUAAGGAUCCAAAACUACGCGAACACCUGGAUGUAGGAAAUGCAGGAGGACGACUGGAAAAUCGAAUGCUUACAAUUGUUCAUGGCCCUGACCUGGUCAAUAUAUCUUACUUGAAUUUAGUAGCUGCUCAGGAAGAAAUAGCAAAGGAAUGGUCAGAAGAAAUCUUCAGUCUGGCAACAAACCUGCUGGCACAGAAUAUGUCCAGGGAUGCUUUUCUGGAAAAAGCGUACACAAAACUUAAAUUGCAAGUCACUACAGAUGGGCGUAUCCCUUUGAAGAACAUUUAUCGCUUAUUCUCCUCUGACAGAAAGCGUGUUGAGACUGCAUUGGAAGCUUGUAAUCUUCCAUCUGGUAGAAAUGAUUCAAUUCCUCAAGAGGACUUCACUCCAGAAAUAUACAGGGAGUUUUUGAGCAACUUCUGUCCUCGGCCUGAAAUUGACCACAUCUUCCUAGAACUAGGGGCAAAGAGCAGACCGUAUCUAACUGUUGACCAGAUGAUGGAAUUUAUAAACUUCAAGCAGCGAGACCCACGAUUAAAUGAAAUUCUCUAUCCGCACUUGAAGCAGGAACAGGUUCAACAACUGAUUGAAAAAUAUGAACCCAAUAAUAGUUUGGCAAAGAAAGGACAGAUAUCAGUGGAUGGAUUUAUGAGAUACUUAAGUGGAGAAGAAAAUGGAGUUGUUCCACCUGAAAAACUGGAUUUGAAUGAAGAUAUGAGUCAGCCUCUGUCUCACUAUUUUAUCAAUUCCUCACAUAAUACCUACCUCACAGCUGGACAGCUAGCCGGCAACUCUUCUGUAGAGAUGUAUCGUCAAGUGCUGUUGUCUGGCUGCCGCUGUGUUGAGCUGGACUGCUGGAAAGGCCGAACUGCUGAAGAGGAGCCGGUCAUUACCCAUGGAUUCACCAUGACAACGGAAAUAUCCUUUAAGGAAGUUAUAGAAGCUAUUGCUGAAUGUGCAUUUAAGACAUCUCCUUUUCCUAUACUCCUCUCUUUUGAGAAUCAUGUGGAUUCCCCUAAACAGCAGGCAAAAAUGGCAGAAUAUUGCAGGUUAAUAUUUGGAGAUGGUUUGCUGAUGGAACCACUAGAAAAAUACCCACUCGAACGUGGAAUUCCACUUCCUAGCCCAGCAGACCUGAUGUACAAAAUUCUGGUGAAGAACAAAAAGAAGUCCCAUAAGUCUGUGGAUGGCAGCACGAAGAAGAAGCUUUCAGAACAAGCUUCAAAUGCUUGCAGUGAUGCAUCCAGUGGCUUUGAACCCUCUUCACCCGGAGCAGGUGAAGCAGAGAUAGAGAGUGACGAUGAUGAUGACUAUGAUGAUGACUGCAAAAAAUCAUCAAUGGAUGAAGGAACAGCUGGAAGUGAGGCCAUGGCUACUGAAGAAAUGUCAAACUUAGUCAAUUAUAUACAGCCUGUAAAGUUUGAGUCAUUUGAGACAUCUAACAAACGGAACAAGAGUUUUGAAAUGUCUUCCUUUGUGGAAACCAAAGCACUUGAACAGCUCACAAAAUCUCCUGUCGAGUUUGUGGAGUAUAAUAAAAUGCAGCUGAGCCGAAUUUACCCCAAAGGGACACGGGUUGAUUCCUCAAAUUACAUGCCUCAACUGUUCUGGAAUGCAGGCUGUCAAAUGGUUGCUCUUAACUUCCAAACUGUAGAUUUGUCUAUGCAAAUAAAUAUGGGGAUGUAUGAGUAUAAUGGCAAAAGUGGAUACAGAUUAAAGCCAGAGUUCAUGAGGAGACCAGACAAGCAUUUUGAUCCAUUUACGGAAAGUAUUGUAGAUGGAAUAGUCGCAAACACUUUGUCUGUAAAGGUCAUUUCUGGGCAGUUACUUUCUGACAAAAAAGUUGGAACUUACGUCGAAGUAGAUAUGUUUGGUCUGCCUGUGGAUACGAGGCGAAAAGCUCUCAAGACAAAGACAUCUCAAGGCAAUGCUGUGAAUCCUGUAUGGGAAGAAGAAGCCAUAGUGUUUAAGAAGGUGGUCCUGCCUUCUCUAGCAUGUUUGAGGAUAGCUGCUUAUGAAGAAGGAGGAAAGUUUAUUGGGCAUCGGAUAUUACCAGUAUCAGCAAUUCGACCAGGUUAUCAUUAUAUUUGCCUGAGGAAUGAAAGGAAUCAGCCCUUGAUGUUGCCAGCCAUAUUUGUAUACAUUGAGGUUAAAGAUUAUGUACCUGAUACCUACGCAGAUGUUAUUGAGGCAUUAUCCAAUCCAAUCAGAUACGUAAAUCUGAUGGAGCAGAGAGCAAAACAACUGGCAGCACUGACUCUAGAAGAUGAGGAAGAAAUAAAGAAGGAGGCAGAACAAGGAGAUGCGCCUUCAGAAGCUCACAAUGAACCUAAACCUACACCAGCAGAAAAUGGAGUAAAUUGCACUACAUCUCUCACCCCUAAACCUUCUACUCAGGUUGUUCCAAGCCAACCAACACUGGGUUCUGUGAAAGUUCCAGCCAAAACAGAAGAUCUGAUUCAGAGUGUCCUGACAGAAGUCGAAGCACAAACCAUUGAGGAAUUAAAGCAACAGAAAGCAUUUGUGAAACUUCAGAAGAAGCACUACAAAGAAAUGAAGGAUCUUGUGAAGAAACAUCACAAAAAAACCACAGAUCUUAUAAAAGAGCAUACCACAAAAUACAAUGAAAUUCAAAAUGAUUAUCUGCGACGGAGGGCAGUGUUGGAGAAAACAGCUAAAAGAGACAGUAAGAAAAAAAGUGAAACCGGCAGCCCAGAUCAUAGCCCUUCAACUGUUGAACAAGAGUUGGCUGCCCUUGAUUCAGAAAUGACACAGAAGCUAAUAGAGCUCAAAGAAAAACAGCAGCAGCAGCUACUGAACCUUCGACAAGAACAGUACUACAGUGAAAAGUAUCAGAAACAAGCACAUAUUAAAUUGCUUAUACAAAAGCUGACAGAUGUAGCAGAAGAAUGCCAAAGCAACCAACUAAAGAAGUUGAAAGAGAUUUCUGAAAGAGAAAAGAAAGAGCUGAAGAAAAAGAUGGACAAAAAAAGGCAAGAGAAGAUCACUGAAACAAAGUCCAAGGACAGAAAUCAAAUGGAUGAGGAGAAGACAGAAAUGAUUCGUUCAUAUAUUCAAGAGGUGGUACAGUACAUUAAAAGACUAGAAGAUGCCCAGACCAAAAGGCAGGAAAAACUUGUGGAGAAACACAAAGAGAUUCAUCAGCAAAUACUGGAUGAAAAGCCCAAGUUACAGGCUGAACUUGAUCAAGAAUAUCAAGACAAAUUCAAAAGACUGCCACUGGAAAUCUUGGAAUUUGUUCAAGAAGCGAUGAAAGGCAAAAUCAGUGAGGAUGGAGACCACAGCUCUACAACUUCUUCCCUGGCAUCCGACGGUGGGAAAUUGAACCACAAACCACUGCAAAAUGAAGAGCUAGAAGAUAAUCCAGGAAAAGUGUUUGAUACACCUCUCUAACAGCUCCCACAAAGACCCCGAUUUUAAAUUUCUCUGACAGAGCAAGUUACCAUGUUGUUCCCCAGGAAUGUUCCUCUCUUUGAAUGACCAUUGGGCAGCUUCAGAUAUGGAAAACCUCCAGAUAUGGGAUAUUGUACUGAUUUCUAAAACAAAUGGGUCGGGUGUGGAAAUUACAUCCCAUUUGUAGGCCUUGUUUUUCUUUUUAGUUUAAUGGCAUAAACCAAGAGGUCGGUGUUGUUCUGGCCAUAUUUACAUGUCAUUUUUAAACCACGAGCAGGCUGGAACAUUCUCUGGGGACCAGUAUGUUUUGUGCAGGUAAAUGUGUUUACACCUCUUUAUGAAACAGGAGUGACACAAUAUUCUACCCACGGUUAUCACAGUAUCCGUAAUUAUUUGUUUCUUCCUUGGCAACUACACCUUGAAAGCUUUUGUCAUCUUAACAAUGACACUUUGAGAAAAGAAACUUUUUUUUUCUUUAGCUUUCUGUGCAGUGAUAGUUGGCUGUGCUGGUGAUGUCUCCACAGAGAAUUAGCAGUGUUAGUUCUCUGUAACUGUGGUAACUACUACUGUAGAAUAUAUUCCCAAGCCAAAAUCUCUUCAAGACAUAGUAAUGUGAUUAUACAUGCUUCGGAUGUGAUAUGAAUUCACAUAUGUAUAUGCGCAUUCUGUCUCUCUAAAUCAAACAUGCAGGCAAGUUCUUGCUGAACUUUCCCUUGAGGUGAAAUUAAAAGCUUUAGGAAAGAGACUCAUACAGUCAUCAGAGAUAACUGAUACUGUUAUGAAAUAAUUGUUGCACAAUCAGAAUCUUUCAUUCAGACUUCUGUACUACUUUCAAAUGUAAGAUAGAGUCAAGAAAGUUGCUUUCGAUUAUUUUUGGGUUGCAUCAUUGAUCUAAUCAUUAAACUGGUUUGUGCUAUUAUAUCUUUCUUCUUUUUUUUAAUCUAUGGAACGCACAUGGAAAUGCCAUUUCCCAAGUGUAUAGAAAUAUAGAUGUUUCAAAUCUAAAAUGUUUGUGAGAAUGAAAGAAUCAGAGAAAUCUGAUUAAUUCUACCCUUUUAUAUAGUUAACCUUACAAUGGUUACAGUUCUACCCCAGCAUUCCUUAUUGCUCUACCAUGUGGAUAUUACCAAAACACUAUAUUUUGUUCUGAUAGUGGUAAGGAGUUGGAAUACAUAACAGCGUAUAUGUAGUUUGUUUUCCCUCAGGAGCUCAGUAAAAAUAACUUAUUUUAUUUAAAUGCAAGCAAUAAAUAGAGAUCAAACAAAAUAGAAAUUGAAUUAAAUGCUAAGUGUACAUAGGGAAACUAAAAUUUUGGCUAAACAGUAUUUUUUUUCAUUAUUUACAUCAUGCAUGAAGAAAUGUUGCACAUUGUUAAGAGUAUAUAAAAGAUGAACCGCUUACAUUUUAUGGAGUAAUUUAGAGAAUAUAACGGAAAUGAAAAGUUUCAUUUUGAUUUUAAGAAGAUGACUCCUAUCAUUUAUUCUACUUUUGCACUUUGAAGAUCAAUAUUAUUAAUCAUUAGAUAUAAAAACCUGGAAGGGUCAAAGUUUAAUGCUGCAUUUUCUAAGGUAAAAGAUAAAUAAAUUUGUUUCGAGUUAGUCAGGCUACAAUAAUCCAGUAUUGAUAACAAUUCUAUAGGUAUUUCUUUGCCAUGCUUGUAUACUGCAGUUUCAGACAAAUAGGAGAAAUUCUGAUAAGCUUUUUAAUUUAUGAUGUAAAGUUACCAAGUUAAUGGUUGACAGAGUAGUUGGUUUUCAGUACAUUUGUAACUGAUCAUUGACUGUACUUACUUUUUUAAUAUCUGUACAGUGCCCCUUUUUGCAGUUGUAGUUUUAGUGUGUAAUAUUGUAUAUCUUGCAUUGUUAAAACUUGCAGUAAUACAUCAUUUAUCAUGAAUAUUACUUGAAAUAAAGUAAGGUAAUGAAAAAGGAGUCUAUGAUGUGAGAGUCUUGUGCCUUCUAUGUAUUUGCCUUGUUAUGUGUUGAACAUGUCAAAAUAAUCUACUGUGGACAUUUUGCUAUAGAGAAUAGAGCUGCAUUGAAUUACAUUGGGCUCCACUGUAUACUACAGAUACACUACUGAGAAUUGUUUUAGCAGCUUAGGACAGACCUUCACCCAGAGAAUUUGGACAUUUUAACUGUCAACAUGGUUGUAAGAGAUUUCUUUUAGAUAGGGCUUGCUUUCAUUCGAAACUAACAUUAUUGAACAUUGGUAUAAAUAAUGUAUGUAUGUGAUUGGCUGAUUGGAAAUAGUGGUUUUGCUUUCACUUAGGAAAAAAAAUCAUUUAACAUGUAUAUAAUUUAAUUUUUCAGCCUUUAGAUGCAUAAUUCACAUUUUUUGUAAGAACCCUAUGCAAUUUUGUGGCAUGAUGUUUCUUCCACUUGUAAUUUAUGUGCUUUCAUCACAGAGCCAAAUAAAAUUUCUUAACAUUA